Pestalotiopsis fici W106-1 is the source of this 1212-nucleotide messenger RNA. RefSeq lists its product as uncharacterized. NCBI's taxonomy places the organism in Eukaryota, Fungi, Ascomycota, Sordariomycetes, Amphisphaeriales, Sporocadaceae. Bases 1 to 1212 code for a protein of 403 amino acids. Gene Ontology annotation, cellular component: cytoplasm. The record is from RefSeq and is a predicted model, not a curated record. The transcript has 3 exons.
AUGGAUCUUGCCUAUGAUCAAAUUGCCGCCGAUGCCCUGCCCAAGGACAAUGAGCAGGGAUCCAACGCCGACAAGGGCGAGCAGAAGCAGCAGCCAACGCUGAAUGAGGAGGUCCAGGAGGCUUACAAGGCCAUUUCAACAAGUGCUUGGGGCACCAAGCUGGGUGGAUUCUUUGGGAACGUUGUCAAGCAGGGUGAAUCCGUAUACCGAGAGGCUUCCCAGGAGCUCACUUCCUUGGGUGCCGAUGCCGCCCGUGCAGGCACGUCCCUGAUCAACCGUACUCGAUCUCUUUCGCUCGCCAACACCCCUCAGGCGGCUGGGUCCAGCACAGAGAAGGACAAGGAUGCCGCCUCUACACCUACUGUAUCAAAGGAUAUGACCUCCGAUGAGGCAAUCAAGGAAUCGGAGACGGUCAUUUCAAGACUCAAGGCUGAAGCAGCCAAGCGACUCAAGGACAUUCAAAAGGCCGAAGACGCAGCUGAUGAAGCUUUGUUGAAAUUUGGGGCUAACAUCCGCGACUUUCUCAAAGACGCUGUCAAAAUUGCGCCACCCACAGCCGGGAGUGAGGCCCAGGCAGGAAGCACUGUACUGUUCGAGAGCAAGGAUGCCAGCGGAAAGAGGGUCAUUCACACAAGCAGAUAUGAUGCUCAACUUCACGUCAUCCACACAACUGCCGACAGCUUCACAAAGGAUCCGGCAAGUGCCGAGUUCACCGCCUGGACUAAAGACUUCGAUUUGGACGGCAAGACUGAGGAUAUCAGUGCAGAUCUUGCAAAGUAUCCGGAGCUCAGAGCUACCAUGGAAAAGCUAGUCCCAAGCACAGUGCCCUACGCCGAUUUCUGGAAGAGGUACUAUUUCCUGAGACACAGUGUCGAGGCAGCUGAAGAGAGACGUAGGGAGUUGCUCAAGGCUGCCGAAGCAGAAGAGGAGGUUGGCUGGGAUGAGGACUCAGAGGAUGAGGCCGCACCCUCUACAAAGCCUCAGCGACCUGCAUCAGUCGAGUCCUCGACCACUAUCCAUCCUUCGAAACCUGCCGAUCAAGCCACACUUAAGCCUACCGAGCCCCGAAAGUCCCACGAUGAGAAGUCGCAGGCAGACAGUGAUACUAGUUAUGAUGUCGUUGGUGCUGCGUCCGGAGUUCCCAGUCAGGCACCUAGCAGCCCGAAAGAGGCUCGCAAGGUUGAUGAUAGCGACGAAGAGGACUGGGAGUAG